This is a messenger RNA of Sinocyclocheilus grahami, 972 nucleotides long. Its product is annotated as C-C chemokine receptor type 5-like. The transcript has a single exon. Gene Ontology annotation, biological process: immune response; positive regulation of cytosolic calcium ion concentration; cell chemotaxis. Gene Ontology annotation, cellular component: external side of plasma membrane; membrane. The record is from RefSeq and is a predicted model, not a curated record. Gene Ontology annotation, molecular function: C-C chemokine binding; C-C chemokine receptor activity. NCBI's taxonomy places the organism in Eukaryota, Metazoa, Chordata, Actinopteri, Cypriniformes, Cyprinidae. Bases 1 to 660 code for a protein of 219 amino acids.
AUGAUGUUCCUCACAGUCAUGACAGUCCAUCGAUACGUGGCGGUGGUGUAUCCGGUGUUCGCUUCAUCUGUAGGGAAUCGUAGCAGGAUUUACACGCACAUCGCGUCUGCAGUGGCAUGGUUGAUCUCUGUGGGCUUCAGUCUGCCUGAAAUGAUCUUCUCUGGAACUGUGGAUGGACCUGAUGGUGUAUUCUGUGUUCCCAACUAUAACUCAAUAUUCGUGGAGUUGUUUGGAUAUUUCACUCAGAUAAUUCUCUUUUUCCUGCUGCCAUUCCUGGUUAUUGUGUUCUGCCACACACGGAUGGGAUUUGCCAUCCUUCAGAGUCGCAUCCGAAGCAGAAACCACGCCGUAUGCGUCAUCCUAAGCAUCGCCGUGGGAUUCUUCAUCUGCUGGGCGCCGUAUAACAUCUUCCUCCUCUUCUUCUCCUUGAGGUCUCUAGGCAUUUUUAUAUUGUGGGAGAGCGUUUUGGAGGUCAUCUACUGCAUCACUCACGUUCUAGCGUAUUCCCACUGCUGUCUGAAUCCACUCGUCCACAUCUUCGGAGGGAAGAAGUUCAGGAAUUACCUGCCAUGGAGCAGAGGUUUCCGUCGGCUCUCGCAGAGGAUCAGCAUGCAAACGUUUAGCAACUCCAACAGCUUCUCGGGUCAGUUUCAUCUCUGAUCAUGUCAGAGGUCAUGAUGUCAUUUUGUUGCGGCUCCAAAGCGAGUCACAUGACGUUUAUUGAGAUUAAUAACAGAUUGAUAGCAGAGGUUUUAUUAAUCAAGCAACAAAAGGCAAGAGCCAAAUUCUUAGAAAUGUGAUCUAAAUGGCAUUUAUGUUGGUUUCAUAUAUUUUUUAAAAAGUUUAGUUUAGUGGUGUAACUAUCAAGUAAAAAAAUGAAUUUGCCUCAAAACAUGAAUACCCGCACACCGUAAAGGGGUCACAGGAUGCCCAUUUUCCACAAGUUGAUAUGAUUCUUUAGGGUCUUAAUAA